This is a messenger RNA of Paramecium sonneborni, 963 nucleotides long. The record is from the annotation of a GenBank genome assembly. Lineage: Eukaryota; Ciliophora; Oligohymenophorea; Peniculida; Parameciidae.
AUGUCUGAUUAAUAAAUUAAAUCUCUCCAGUGUGCAGCAAUAGAAACAUAAGCCUAUUAUGAUGUGUAUUGGUAAAUACCUUCAAAGUAGGCAGCAGCAUAUAACAUGCUUCUCGAUAAAUUCAAUAGUCUAUAAAUUAAAGUGGAAGCUGAUUAUGAUUCAAUUCCAUUACAUCCAUAAAUAUUAGAAAUCUUAAACUAUUUCAAUCAAAGUGAAUCAUCUGAAAUCCCCUAAAUAAAAGAAACUGAUCAGACUUUAUUUUUAGGACCUCCUUCAAGAGAUCCUAGUCAACAUUAUAAUAAAUGUAUUUAAAGAAUAUGUUCUCAAUUGUUAAAUGAAAAUCUCUUAGAAGAUUUUGCUGAUUUCACAAUAGAAAAGUAAGUAUUUUACAAUAUGAAUUAAAUACUAAAAUGUAAAGGAUUAUUAACUGUUGAUGUAUAACCAAUAACAAUUCCAAUUUUAAAUAAUUAUCCACUUUGGUUUAGUGAAGGAUUAAUAAAAACACUCGAAGCAUAUCAAAGAGGAAAUCUAUAAAUAUCUGAAAUCAAUUAUCUUACGGAACUUUAAAUUAAAUUUAUACACUCAAGCAUUAAAUAUAAAGACUCUAAGAUAAAACAAAAAAAUAGUAAUAGGAGUAAAAAUGAACCAAAUAUAGUAUCACCAUACAAUAUGGCUUAUGUUCGUAACCCUGAAAUGGAUACUUAGCAAUCUUAAUCUCAAUAGAACUUUUAUUCUACAUAAACUAAAUCUAGAACUAAAAGUAUAUUAGUCUCUAAUUGGUUCCAUUUCAAAACAUAUACAAAUCUCAGACCUAGAGAAACUCCUAGUUAAAUUAAGAGACAUAAAGCAGUAUCAUGUUCUUAAGUUGAUUUACAGGCUCCCUUUAGUCCAUAAAAACAGAGUCCCUUUAAUUUAAAGGCUAGCGUAAAACCCAGAUGGUUUGAACAUAUUUAUUAAAAAUGA